Molecule: messenger RNA, 873 nt
Organism: Impatiens glandulifera
Lineage: Eukaryota; Viridiplantae; Streptophyta; Magnoliopsida; Ericales; Balsaminaceae
Product: golgin subfamily A member 6-like protein 7
Exons: 1
Coding region: 1-873 (290 amino acids)
Source: RefSeq, a predicted model, not a curated record
AUGGAGCGAACUAUACAUGAGCGGGAAAGGCAAAUUCAGAAGAAAGAAAGGGAGAUACAUGCAAUCCAGUUAGACCAUGAAGCAGCAUGGGCUAAAGAGGAUCUCCUUAGAGAACAGAGCAAAGAAUUGCAUACUUUCAGGAGGGAGCGGGAUAACUCUGAAGCAGAAAGAACCCAACAUCUUAAGCAGAUACUUGAUCUACAGGAACAUUUUCAGGAGAAAGAAAGGCUAUUUCUUGAGUUGCAGGAACAGCAUAGAGUUUCUCAGGAAACCAUCCUUUUUAAAGAUGAGCAAUUGGGUGAGGCCCAGGCUUGGAUUGCACGUUUCCAGGAGAUGCAAUCAACCUCUAAUCUCUCUUUGCAAGCGGAGUUGCGAGAGCGUACAGAACAGUACAAUCAACUAUGGAUUAGCUAUCAGCAGCAGCUUUCGGAGAUGGAGAGGAUCUAUGUGCACAUUGUACACCAGCAUCAGCUUGAGCUUGCUAGUGCAAGAGAAAGGAGUGGCUCUUUCCUGUAUGAGUCACAGCUGCCUCAAAUAAAAUCCAAAGAUGCUUCACAGCCUGCGUUGAACAAUGGAAGCCAAAUUGAUGUGAAUGGAAGUGGCACAGCAGAUACAAGUUCUGGGUCUCUUUCAAAUGGAAGUGCUGAAAAUGUUACUAGUAAUUCUUCCCACCAGACUGAACAUGUUCAUGGUGUUCCACUAGCCCCACCAUCCCUAAUUGGUGUGUCCACCUACCUUCAACAUGGGCAAGUGCCAGCUAUGCAUCCAUUUGUCAUUCAUAAGGGAUUAUCUGAAUAUUUCUCAGCGUGGCGGAAGCAAAGGAAAGAAAAAAAAAAGCAGGAACCAGCUGUGAUGGCAGAGCUUGAUGAAUGA